This is a messenger RNA of Lycium barbarum (goji berry), 813 nucleotides long. Its product is annotated as homeobox-leucine zipper protein ANTHOCYANINLESS 2-like. Lineage: Eukaryota; Viridiplantae; Streptophyta; Magnoliopsida; Solanales; Solanaceae. The coding region runs from base 1 to 813 and encodes 270 amino acids. The transcript has 3 exons. The record is from RefSeq and is a predicted model, not a curated record.
AUGAUGUCUUCUGUUGGCCCAACAGUUCUGGACUCUGAUGAAGUUCCAUUUGUGGCAGUAUGUACACGUGGUCAGAGAAGUAUAAGGAUGCUGACUCAACGCAUGAUUCACAACUUUUGCGCUGGUGUUUGUACAACCAUUCACAAGUGGAAAACAAUACAAUUGCCAGAUGGAGAAGAUGCAAAGUUGAUGAUAAGGAAGAACAUUAGCGACCCUGGUGAACCUAUUGGUUUAGUGUUGAGUGCUACAAAGACCAUCUGGUUGCCGAUGGAACAACAACGUUUGUAUGAAUUCUUAAUGAAUGAACAAACGAGGAGCCAAUGGGAUGUCUUGUCCAGUAGUGGUCCCAUGCAACCAAUGCUCCACAUUUUCAAGGGUCAAAAUUUUGAUAGUAGCAUCUCUCUUUUUCGUGCUAACGGAGAUGACACCAAUGUUGAUCAACGAAAAAUGCUGAUCUUGCAAGACACUUGCACGGAUGCAACAGGAUCCCUUUUAGUGUAUGCACCAAUUGAUUGUCCAGCAAUGAAUGUGGUGAUGAAUGGGGGAGACUCUUCUUCUGUGGCUCUCUUGCCAUCUGGAAUUGCAAUAGUUCCUGAUUAUUGUAAAGAUAUUUUUGGGGCUAAGGACUGCAACAAAAGUUUUGGGAAGAAAGAUAAUUGCUUUAGUUGUAGUGGGUCAUUGGUGACUAUUGGUUUCCAAGUAUUAGUGAACAGCUUUCCUGCCACAAAGCUUUCUAUGGAGUCCGCCAAAACAGUAAAUAAUCUCAUCUCUUGUAGAAUUCAUGGUAUCAAGACUGCUCUCAAGUGCAAAUGA